AUGGCAAACAAAGAUCUUUCGAAAAGUGUAGAGGAUGAUAUUUUGCAUCAUCUUGAAAGAAAUGCUAAUAUCUAUACACAAACUUAGGAUUAACAUAAAAAUAAACUAUAUGAUCAAACACCCUAAAUGAUUCCAACUCUAAACAUUUCUCCACAAAUUUCAAGUCUUCGAGAAAUAAAACUAGUCAAUUCUCUACUUGAAAAUGGAGACGGUAAAAUCAAUCCUGUCAAACUCAUUUGCCAGAAUUGCAAGAAAUAAGUAUAUAUUUAAUAAUACAGUUGUUAAAAGGUUCAAACUAAAUUAAGCAGAAGAGUUGGGAGUGGUGCUUAUAUAGUUUCUUGUAUUCUCCUUCUAUGUUCUUUUGGAAUCUGCUGUCUGGCAUGUUUACCUUGUUAUGUAGAUGAUUGCAAGGACAUUAUUCAUCUUUGUCCAAAUUGUCAACAUCAGAAUGGAUCAACUCCGUACUCUGUUUUUUAAUGA
Paramecium octaurelia is the source of this 480-nucleotide messenger RNA. The record is from the annotation of a GenBank genome assembly. Lineage: Eukaryota; Ciliophora; Oligohymenophorea; Peniculida; Parameciidae.